AUGUUUCACACGUUUAAAGAAUGGUUUUGGCUGGAAAGAUUCUGGCUGCCUCCGACGAUAAAGUGGUCAGACCUCGAGGACCAUGAUGGAGUCACCUUCGCGAAGCCCUCCCACUUGUACAUAACCAUCCCUUACGCCUUCGUCUUGCUGAUUAUCAGACAUUUCUUUGAAAAGUUCAUCGCAGUGCCUCUGGCCAGGACUUUAGGCAUCAAGGAGCGGCGGAGAACCAUCGCGUCCCAUGCGGCCUUGGAGAGUUUCUUCUGCCACCGCUCCAGGCGGCCCAAUGCAGCUGAUGUCUAUGGGCUGGCCAAGAAGAGCCAGCUGACGGAGCGCCAGGUGCAGCAAUGGUUCCGAAGCCGGCGGAACCUGGACCGGCCGUGCAGAAUGCAGAAGUUCCAGGAGGCCUGCUGGCGGUUCACCUUCUACUUCCUGCUCACCAUUGCUGGCGUUGUGUUUCUCUACGACAAACCGUGGGUGUACGACCUGUGGGAGAUGUGGAAUGGCUACCCCCGCCAGGCCUUGCUCCCCUCCCAAUACUGGUACUACGUCCUGGAGAUGAGCUUCUACUGGUCUCUCUUGUUCAGGCUCGGCAGAGAUGUCAAGAGGAAGGAUUUCCUGGCACACGUCAUCCACCACCUGGCCGCCAUUAGCCUGAUGAGCUUCUCGUGGUGUGCAAACUACAUCCGCAGCGGCACCCUCGUUAUGAUCGUGCAUGAUGUGGCCGACGUCUGGCUGGAGUCGGCGAAGAUGUUCUCCUACGCGGGCUGGAAGCAGACAUGCAACGUGCUCUUCUUCAUCUUUUCUGCCGUCUUCUUCCUCAGCCGCCUUGUGGUCUUCCCUUUCUGGCUCCUGCACUCGACGCUGAUCGUGCCCCUCUACUACCUUCGGCCCUUCUUCUCCUACAUCUUCCUCAACCUGCAGCUGCUGCUUCUGCAGAUGUUGCAUCUCUACUGGGGCUACUUCAUCCUCAGGAUGCUCAAACGCUGUAUCUUCAUGAAGAGCUUGCAGGACGUGAGAAGUGAUGAUGAGAAUGACGAGAAUGAUGAUGAGGAGGAGGAAGAGGAGGAAGAGGAAGAGGAGGAAGCAGUCAAGGGAGAAACUGCCAACAGCAGAAAGAGAGACUGCUUGAAGAAUGGCCUGGGGGCCAGCAGGGACAUUAUACCUAACGGCCAGCAGGAUCACUAG
This is a messenger RNA of Suncus etruscus (white-toothed pygmy shrew), 1185 nucleotides long. RefSeq names its product ceramide synthase 3 (gene CERS3). The coding region runs from base 1 to 1185 and encodes 394 amino acids. The record is from RefSeq and is a predicted model, not a curated record. Gene Ontology annotation, molecular function: DNA binding; sphingosine N-acyltransferase activity. Gene Ontology annotation, cellular component: membrane. The transcript has 10 exons. Gene Ontology annotation, biological process: ceramide biosynthetic process. NCBI's taxonomy places the organism in Eukaryota, Metazoa, Chordata, Mammalia, Eulipotyphla, Soricidae.